UUGGGCGUUUAUAUUUAUGUUUUUUUGAUUGGAUUAGUUGCGUUUCGUCUUUUUCAAUGGCAUAAGCGGGCAGCGCACCACGGCAGCAGUACUAAAUAUCAAUAAUUUUGUAAAAUCGAAAACAGAAUGCAGUUGAUAAGAAUUAUUUUGUGCGUGUCAGUUAUACAAACAUGUAGUUCCACGGAAACGGCUUCAUCGAACAACGGCAACACCACAAACAUAUUGGUUAAGACUGAUGCUGGGGAGGACAGUGACGAUGAUUAUGUCGACUAUGCGGAUGAAACUGAAGUUAGCAAGCAAAAAGGUCAGCGCAAUCAGAAUACAUUUGAUAGAGUCGGCACUUAUUACUCUUGGGACCGCUGGGAGAAGUGGAGCAAAUGCUCUACAACUUGUGUUCAAAUCAAAAAGCGGAAGUGCUUGGAGCGCAGCUCCAAGAAUUCAACUCAAGAGGAAACUGUGGAAAGGCGAUUUUAUCCAGGCAAUGGCACAUUGGGCUGCUCUGGCGUGCUCAAACGGUAUCGACAAUGUAAGGAAGAGCGCUGUAAGAUUGGAAAACAACGACUGCGUGACGAGCAAUGCGAACGAUUUAACUCUGUGCCAUAUCGUGAAGCGUUCUACAAUUGGGUUGGGUACGAGAAAGAGCAUGAUGAAUGUAUGCUGUUCUGCCGUCAGGUCAGUUCUGAUUUAUUCAUUAGUAUGAACCAAUCUGUCACCGAUGGAACACCGUGUAAUCGACCUGCUGUCUACUACACACAGUUCUACAGGCGCCAGGCAGUUUGUGUUGAGGGAAUUUGUCGGGCUGUCCAUAGUAGUGGCUUGAUUCGUCCUACGACAACACGAGAUAGUCAACUUAAAUGUGGCUCCGUAUUGUGCACACGCAUAUCUCAGAUAUUUAAACAACGUAAUCUAAAGAAAAAUUAUAAUCAUAUCGUCACCAUACCAAUUGGGGCAAUGAAUUUAUCAAUUAGAGAAGAGAAAAAGCAAAGCAACAAUUCUUUGGCUUUAAGGAGUCCUGAUGAAGUCAUUUUAUUAAAUGCGGAUCAAUCCAAGAUGUCUGAUGGUGGAUUGUUUACUCUCAAUAAUGAAACGUAUCAGUUUGAUCGACAAAAUGGUCUGAUCACUUCAAAGGGACCUCUUGCGAAGGCUGUCAUCCUAAUGUACUUUGUUGCAGACACAACGACUUCUGUAAAUGAUGUGCAAUAUAAUUAUACGCUGCCGAUAUCGUCUGCACCCGUAAUCGAGGAAGAGGAAUUCCAAGCGAUCUGGGAUGAAUGGGGAAAGCCCAUCAACGAUUCGGACGCUGGUUAUGGGCAACGCGUUAGGGAGCGCAAGCGCAAACGAUUUAACUGGAAAUUGUUGGGAUUCGGUGAAUGUAAUCGAUCCUGUGGCCCUGGCACCCAGACGCCCAUUUUUCGUUGCAUUAAUGCGCGUGAAUCCUCAUCGCGAUAUUAUUCGCCAAGUCGUUGUGCCGUCAUCGAAAAACCCACGUUCAGUAACGACAUCUACAACUGCAACCGUGGUCUCUGUCCUGCAUUUUGGCGGCCAAGCAACUUCAGUGACUGUCAAUGUCCCAACGGUGUCUCAAUUGGCCGACGCACUCGUCACUUUGAAUGCAUGCAGGAGCAGAUAAAGGGCAAUGUCAUACUCGUGCCCGAUAAACUUUGCCCUGCCCGGGAUGAUUUAUCUGAACCCUGUCGCUGUCCAAUUAUUCUUUCUAAGACGUUAAGCCUCGGCACUAAAGUAUAGUGAUCAUGUGUGACAUUGUAGUGGUAAUAUCUUCGGUUUGAUUCAAUCCUUGAUGUAAUAAACUUGAAGCACAUCUUCGGCUUCCGAAUAUUUCUUGGGUGAAUGAAUUGACUUUAAUAUAUUACACUGAUGUCAGGAAAAGGGUCAAUAAAGACGAUUAUCCAUUUAAAAUCUAUGACUUCGUUCCGCAAUUAAUGACCCACUAUCCACAAACCAAUCCAAGAAAAGUUGUGCGUCUAUGGUAUGUAUGUAUGUGUGGUUCUUUUAAUUUUCAAUUGUCCGCAAUAAAGAAUAUCAAAUC
Messenger RNA from Drosophila albomicans, 2047 nucleotides. Its product is annotated as thrombospondin type-1 domain-containing protein 4-like. The transcript has 6 exons. Gene Ontology annotation, cellular component: extracellular matrix. The record is from RefSeq and is a predicted model, not a curated record. Gene Ontology annotation, molecular function: metalloendopeptidase activity. Gene Ontology annotation, biological process: extracellular matrix organization. The coding region runs from base 127 to 1746 and encodes 539 amino acids. Lineage: Eukaryota; Metazoa; Arthropoda; Insecta; Diptera; Drosophilidae.